AUGGCCGCUGUCUUUGAGUACCGAGCCCGGCGAAUGGAGGCGGACCUCCGUCUGUUGCAAAAUGAGGAUAUGAUAAGGAGAUGGGGCCGCGUCCGCGUCUUCUCGGAGUACGGAAUUUACAUUUUCCGCAGAGGCCUUACAACAGAUCAAAUCCGCCGCCUUCCUUGCCAAAAGCUGAAUUAUGAUCCUGUGGAGAUGAUGCCCUGUUCAAUUUGUCUUGAAGAAUUCGCACAAGACGAAUACGUGAGAGUUUUGCAGGCAUGUGGGCACAUCUUCCAUAAAAGCUGUAUCGACAUUUGGCUGUUGCGGAACGCCGUUUGCCCGAAUUGCAAGGCCCCCAUUUGCGCCUCCCCCUGCAGUACUUGCUGCGGGUUGGAGGAAGGAGGAGAAGUAGAUAGCGGUGCUGAGAGCUGCACAACCGAUGCGUCAAGAAGGUCUCCAGCUGCGGCAGCAGGAGAUGCUCAUGGAGCGCAGCAGGUCUGA
Molecule: messenger RNA, 483 nt
Organism: Eimeria acervulina
Lineage: Eukaryota; Apicomplexa; Conoidasida; Eucoccidiorida; Eimeriidae
Product: RING-H2 finger protein ATL1B, related
Exons: 5
Coding region: 1-483 (160 amino acids)
Source: RefSeq, a predicted model, not a curated record